UGUUCUGGUUUGAGACUCUUAAUGACAUUGCAUCAAGCUUUCAGCUAAUACUCAGUCAUAUAAAAAUUCAGUAAGGAAUGGAGUACCUACUAUGCAAGAACCUGACUCAUAUGGAUAGUAAGUUGGUACUGAUUAUUUGUUGAUGUCUAAGUUCUUCUCUGUUUAGGCCCCUUUACAGGAUUGCCUAAGUCUCCUACACAUGACAGCUGGGUGUCUUCAGAAUAAGAUGUCCAAGAGACCACUUCAGAAGCCAUAAUGCCUAUUAUGACAACCAUCAAAGUCAUUUAGUCCUCUGAAAAGCAUUACAAUGAGUUGGGGACUCAUUCUGUAGAUAAAUGGAUAAACAUAUACACAAAUACAAACCUGUAGAUGAUUCAGGAGUAUAUGUACCCUGCAUGCCUAUCUCUAAAGGUAGAUUAAGAACUAACUCCCCACUGCUGAUUAGGCUGAUAUCUCUUCUUCAGAUUUGUUUAAAUUUAAUGUCAUAUUCCUAACUUCAUUUGAAUGCUGAUUUUCAAAACAAAGAUAACAGACAUUUGAGAAACAGUCAAUAGUUCUAAACCAGGAACUUGGUUGGUCUCAUUCCAGGCAAGCUACCAUACUGUACUUAACUACAGCACAGUAGAUCAUAGCAGAUUCUCUUCUCCUUCUGUGUACAACUGUCUAAGAACAAAUCCCAGUGGCUCAUAACUGCUUACGCUUCUGCUGAUAGGCUUACAGUUGUUUCGUUGACUUUUUAGCCCUAUAUUUACAACUAUUGAUUGUUUUGCAGAGUCCCAAUGAAAUAUAUUCAUUAUAAGAUUUUUUCCAAUUAAAGGAAAUGGCCAGUUAACAUUAUUACUGUAAGAUUCCAAAUAUACCCUCCAUUGCUUGGUUUAAGAAAUACAGUCAAACUUCCUUCCCCACCCCCAACCUUUGCAUGGUUGGGCCUAUAGGUCUGUGUGGAGCUGCAGUUGCAGGUGUCUGUUCCACAGGAUGGGGAUUGUGAACAUUGUCAAGAAUACCUAUUUUAAGAGAUACCAAGUGAUAUUUAGAAGGCGAUAAGAGAGUAAAACUGACUAUUAUACUCAGAAACAACUGGUGAUCCAGGACAAAAAUAAAUACAACACACCAAAGCACAGGAUUAUAGUUCAUGUGACUAGCAGAGACAUCAUCUGCCAGAUUGCGUAUGCCCAUAUAGAAGGGGAUAUGAUAGCCUGCGUAACAUAUACACACAAACUGCCGAAAUGUGGUGUGAAAGUUGGCCUGACAAAUCAUGCUGCCGCCCAUUGUGCUGGCCUGCUGCUGGCCCACAGGCUUCUCAAUAGCUCAAGUGGAGGAGAUGGAGAUGAAUACAGUGAGGAAAGCAUUGAUGCUCAGCCUGGCUUCUCUUGCUAUUUGUUUGCAGGCCUUGUCUGAACUACAAAUGGCAAUAAAGUUUUUGGGGCCCUGAAGGGAGCUUUGGAUAAAGGCUUGUCUAUCCCUCAUACUACCAAAUGAAUUCCUGGUCAUGUCUCUGAAAACAAGGAGUUUAGUGCAGAAGUACAUCCGAAGCACAUCAUUGGUCAGAAUGUCGCAAAUUAUGGUGUUAACUAAUGGAGAAAAAUGGAGAUACAUAUAAGAAACAGUUCUCGGGCUGGAGAGAUGGCUCAGUGAUUAAGAGCACUGUCUGUUCUUCCAAAGGUCCUGAGUUCAAUUCCCAGCAACUAUAUCAACUACAUAGUGCCUACAAUCAUCUUUAGAGAGAUCUGGUACCCUCUUCUGGCGGGCUGACUCACAUGCAGGCAGAAUACCAUAUAAAAAAAUAAAUCUUAAAAAAAAAGUUCUCUCAGUACAUAAAGAACAACAUAACUCCAAACAUAAUGGAAGAGAAGUAUGAUAAAGUUCCUGCUGCUAUCUGAGAAAAUCCAGUCUAUGAGAAGAAGCUCAAGAAAGAAGUAAAGAAGUAGAACUGUCCCAAAAUUCCCCUUGCCCUGAAGAUUGGGUUGCUCAAAAGAAGGCAAGCGUCCUCAGAGCUCAGGAAUGGGCUGCUGAGAGCUAAUGUUUCUAUGAAGCUAAUCUUUCUAUGAAGAUUUUUUUUUCAUAGACAAUAAACUUAUUGGCCAAACAAAAGGAAGGAAGAAAGAAGGUCAAAUCAACCACACACACUAAACCGCUUAGAAGAAAAAGUGGGGAAUACCCUUGAACUCAUUGGCACAGGAGACAACUUCCUGAACAGAACACCAACAGCAGAGGCUCUAAGAGCAACAAUCAAUAAAUGGGACCUCAUGAAACUGAAAAGCUUCUGUAAAGCAAAGGACACUGUCCUCAGAACAAAACAACAGCCUAUAGAUGGGGAAAGAAUCUUCACCAACCCUGUAUCUGACAGAGGGCUGAUAUCCAGUAUAUAUAAAAAACUAAAGAAGUUAAACAGCAAAAGAUCAAGUAAUCCAAUUAAAAAAUGGAGUACAGAGCUAAACAGAAUUCUCUGCAGAGGUAUAUCGAAUGGCAGAAAAACACUUAAAGAAAUGCUCAACCUCAUUAGCCAUCAGGGAAAUGCAAAUCAAAACGACCCUAAGAUUUCACCUUACACCCAUCAGAAUGGCUAAGAUCAAAAAGAGACAACAUUUGCUGCAGAGGUUAUGGAGAAAGGGGAACCCUCCUCCACUGCUGGUGGGAAUGUAAACUUGUACAACCACUCUGGAAAGCAAUCUGGCACUUUCUCAGACAACUAGGAAUAGCGCUUCCUCAAGAUCCCACUAUACCACUCCUAGGCAUAUAUCCAAAAGAGGCUCAAGUACACAAUAAGGACAUUUGCUCAACCAUGUUUGUAGCAGCCUUAUUUGUAAUAGCCAGAAGCUGGAAACAGCCCAGAUGCCCUUUAGUGGAGGAAUGGAUGCACAAAUUGGUAUAUCUACACAAUGGAAUAUUACUCAGCAAUAAAAAAACAAGGAAAUCAUGAAAUUUACAGGUAAAUGGUGGGAUCUGGAAAAGAUCAUCCUGAGUGAGCUAUCCCAGAAGCAGAGGGAUGCACACGGUAUAUACUCACUCAUAUAGACAUAUAAUAUAGGAUAAACCUACUAAAAUCUGUACACCUAAAGAAACUAAUCAAGAGGGAGGACUCUUGCUAAAAUGCUCAAUUCCUAUCCAGAAGGGCAAAGAGACUGGACAUCAGAAGAAGAAAAGAGGGAACAAGUCAGGAGCCUGACACAGAGGACCUCUGAAAAGCUCUGCCCUGCAGACUAUCAAUGUAGAUGCUGAGACUUAUGGGCAACCUUUGGGCAGAGUGCAGGGAAUCUUAGGAAAGAAGUGGGAAACAGUAAGAUCUGGAAAGGGCAGGAACUCCACAAGGAGAGCAACAGAACCAAAAAAUCUGAGCACAGGGGUCUUUCCUGAGACUGAUAUUCCAAUCGAGGACUAUGCAUGGAGAUAACCUAAGACCCCUGCACAGAUGUAGCCCAUGGAAGUUCAGUAGCCAAGUGGGUUCCAUUGUAAUAGGAACAGGGACUGUCUCUGAUGUGAACUGAUUGGCCUGCUCUUUAAUUACCUCCCCCUGAGGGGGAAGCAGCAUUACCAGGCCACAGAAGAAGACAGCGAAGCCACUCCUGAUGAGACCUAAUUGACUAGGAUCAGAAGGAAGGAAAAGGAGUUCUCCCCUAUCAGUGGACUUGGGGAGGGGCAUGCAUGCAGAGGGUGGAGGAAGGGAGGGAUUGGGACGGGAAGAGGGAGAGAACCACAGGGGGAAUACAAAGUGAAUAAAGUGUAAUUAAUAAAAAAAAAGGUCAAAUCAUAUCACUUUUAGUAGCUAACAUGACAUUAAGUUGUCAAUAGAGGGCAUUGGAGAGACAGCAAAAGAGAAGUUCUCUACUUCGUAGUUUAUUUUGUUUUCUAUUUUUUAAAAAAUAUUAAUAUAUACAUAUAUAUAUAU
This is a messenger RNA of Meriones unguiculatus (Mongolian gerbil), 3886 nucleotides long. Its product is annotated as large ribosomal subunit protein uL18. Gene Ontology annotation, biological process: ribosomal large subunit assembly; translation. Lineage: Eukaryota; Metazoa; Chordata; Mammalia; Rodentia; Muridae. Gene Ontology annotation, molecular function: structural constituent of ribosome; 5S rRNA binding. The record is from RefSeq and is a predicted model, not a curated record. Gene Ontology annotation, cellular component: cytosolic large ribosomal subunit; ribosome.